UAUCAGGUGCUGGUUCGUGAUCAACUAACCAAAAACAGCCUCUACUUAAAAUAUAUUAUGUUCCUUUUGAUAUUAAAUGCCCUAUGAACCACACAUGCUUUAACUGAACCCGCAUUUCCCAAACACGUUACUAUCCCAGUAAGCAAGCAGACGUUUUUUUGUGAUAGCAAUAGCUAAACACUUUGCAAGCGCGGCACAAGAGUAGCCGGAAUCAUGUUAAUUGUUAUGUUUACGGUGUAAAUGAAACGGAAAAUGCGUUCUUAAAUCAGCAGCGGUCCAGUAGGUAUGGUGUGGAAGUAUUUCACUUUGACCUACGGUCGAUAGCACGGAUCAGCGGCUCAGGCAGUGCGAAAAGCUCUCUUGGAUUUGGGUCCUCCCAGUAGUUCCUGGGCCACGUCUCCCGGAAGUUUUUUUCGCCUUCAUCUUCAGCAAUGGAGGAGGGUUGAACAUACAGACUGACUGAUGAAAAAAAGCAUAGGAGGACGAUUACCUGGUUAACUUAAUCCAUCAUCUCAUUUAUUUAGGAUAACUUGCCAGCUGUUUAUUUAUUAUCGGGUGUCUCCAAUACGCGUUUGGGACUGAAUAUAAACAAGGACAUCACUUACCGAAGAUCAUCGAGCCAGCGGUGUAAUAAGGUCCAGGAUGUCUUGGUUUUCGGAUCUGGCCAGGGGAGCGGAGGACUUCCUCAACAAAGUGGACCAAGGUGCAGCCACCGCUCUGACCAAACAUCCAGGACAGGUCGCGUCCUCCUUCUCCUCCUCCUCCUACGACAGUCGAGACCCUGCCGAUGCUUCCCCGCAGUACGGCUCUGCGUACCAAAACCCCGCCGCACAGGAGCAGCAGCAGCAGCAGCAGCACAGCUACCACACCGCCCACGAGCCCUCCAGGUUCCUCUCCGCGGCUGCGGGCAACAUCAUGAAGUCCAAGUCGGCCACCGUGCUGGCGGGGACCGCGAACGCGCCCCUGGCGUCGGCGGGCGGGUCCUCCGGAUCUCUGAAGCUCUCCUCCGGCUUCGUCCGGCCCAAGAAGCCGGAGGUCGACGACGACCUGCUCUUCGACUUCCUCAACAGCUCGGACUCGGCCUCCGGCGGGAAGAGGGAGGCCGUGCGGGAGAGGCCCCGAGCGACCGCGUCGGGGGAGGCAGCGUCGCCUCCUCCUGCUCCUCCGGCCUCCAGCGCUCCUCCGGCCCCCACGUCCGCCUCCUCCUCCCCCCGCUCCGCCCGCGGCCUCUCCAGAACCUCCAGCCUCAGCUCCCUCUCCACCAGCACCCACAGUGUGAAGACCUCUGAGGACAGCUCCGCCAGAGAGCCCAGCCAAGACACGCCGGAGAGCUCAGACUCGGGGCUGGCGGGGCCCCUGGAGCAGACAGGGCCCCUGGAGCAGACGGUGGAGGAGGCGGCCCCGGCCCCGGUGGAGGAGCCUCAGAGCCAGGUCCUGUCCAGCCUGCGUCUGGAGAACCAGCUGCUGCGCAGCGAGGUGGCCUCGCUCAACCAGGAGAUGGCCUCCCUCGUACAGAGAGCCAAAGACUCGCAGGAGGAGCUGAACCAGUCCCGGGCGCGUGCUGACAAAUGGAACUCGGAUCAGUCGCGCACGGACCGCGCGGUCAGAGAGCUCCGGUCGCAGGUUGAUGACCUCACAGAGGCCCUCUCGGCCAAGGACGGGCAGCUGGCGGUUCUGAAGGUCCGUCUGGACGAGGCCGACCAGCUCCUGCAGUCCCGCAGCUCGGCGCUGGAGGAAGCCCAGCACGAGAAGUUCAGGAUCCUGCAGGACCACACGGAGGGGAACACUCUGCACUCCCAGGCCAUCCAGACCCUCCAGGAGAGGCUGCGGGAGGCCGAUUCCGCCCUGAAGCGGGAGCAGGAGAGCUACCGGAAGAUUCAGGCGGAGUUUGCGGAGCGGCUGGCGCGGGUGGAGGCCGAGCGGCAGACCCUGGCGGAGGCGGUGACGGGCAGGGAGCGGCGGGGGACGGAGGACCGGCGGCGCGCGGACGAGCUCCAGCAGCAGGCCAAGAGCGCCAGAGCCGCCGCGGAGACCGCCAAGCAGGAGCUGCAGGACUACAAACACAAGGCCUCACGCAUCCUGCAGUCCAAAGAGAAGCUGAUCAGCAGCCUGAAGGAGGGCUCGGGGCUGGAGGCGCUGGAGGCCGGCGGGGCCGGGGCCCUGGAGCUGGAGGAGCUGCGGCAUGAGAAGGAGCUCCAGAGAGAGGAGGUGCAGAGACUGCAGGGCCAGGUGCAGACGCUCCGCGCUGAGAUACAGGACCUGGAGGCGCAGGCGGUGACGGAGGCGGAGUCCUGGAGGGAGCAGCUGCAGGAGGUGCAGGAGCAGCAGGAGGUUCAGGCACGGGCCAAGCUGGAGGUGGAGGGGGAGCUGGAGCGCUGCAAACAGGAGCUGCAGUACCUGGAGGAGGAGCAGCACCGUGUGAAGAACGCGCUCCAGUGCCGGGUGAAGGACCGAGAGGAGGAAAUCCAGAAACUCAGGAACCAGCUGACCAAUAAGACGCUGAGCAGCAGCAGCCAGGCGGAGCUGGAGGGCCGGCUGCACCAGCUGACGGAGACGCUGAUCCAGAAGCAGACGGUGCUGGAGGCCCUGGGCACGGAGAAGAGCUCGCUGGUCUUCCAGCUGGAGAGGCUGGAGCAGCAGCUGAAGAGCGUGCAGGGGGGCCAGGCCAACGGGCCCGCCAUCAACAUGAGCAGCAUGGAGGCGCCAGGCGCUCGUCUGCGGAACGUGCCGGUCCUCUUCAACGACCACGAAGGCCCCGGAGCUGGCGUGUACGGGAAAGUGCGCAAUGCGGCAAGCACCAUAGACAAAUUCAGCAUCCGGCUAGGAAUCUUCCUGCGACGUUACCCCGUGGCGAGAGUCUUUGUAAUACUCUAUAUGGCACUACUGCACCUGUGGGUCAUGGUUGUUCUGCUGACGUACACGCCAGAAAUGCACCACGAGGGCCCUGACGGAAGAUAGGACAGAGAGAGACGGAGAGCCGGGGUUACUGAAGCUUUGAACAUCUGCCAAAUUGAAUCACUUGAUUUGAUUUGAAACAUAAAAAUAAAUAUACUGUUGAGACAUGAGCAAGCUGCUGAACUUGGACUGGAACUUUCCUGCGUGGAGCUGGUACCUGCAAUUUGCACAAACCUGUUAUGGGAUUCAGACCUUACAUGCUAUUUUAUUAUUUUAUUAUUUUUCUUCUACCUUUCCCUUCACCAAAUAUGAUGUUCUCACUGACAAAUGGAAGCAUGGGAUGUUACAGCAUUUAACUUGUAAGUACAUAUGGUUGGCAGUUAAUACAAAAAUUGGGAUUUUCCUGAUUUCCUGAUUAUAAAAACUAAUUUUCAACACUUCAUUUAGUUUCAUUUCUUGUCACUUUAUUGAUUUCCUCUACACAGAUUGUAUUUCCUAACUUGAAGCAGUUUAAUUUAACUUUUAAUAAACAUUACAUUGGAUGUAGUGAGAAUACA
Messenger RNA from Conger conger (European conger), 3452 nucleotides. RefSeq names its product golgin A5 (gene golga5). The record is from RefSeq and is a predicted model, not a curated record. Gene Ontology annotation, biological process: retrograde transport, vesicle recycling within Golgi; Golgi organization. Gene Ontology annotation, cellular component: Golgi membrane; Golgi cisterna. The transcript has 13 exons. The coding region runs from base 643 to 2958 and encodes 771 amino acids. Lineage: Eukaryota; Metazoa; Chordata; Actinopteri; Anguilliformes; Congridae.